CAAAGCGGCAGACCAAACCAGUCACAAAGUUACUUGCGCCCGCUCUUUGCCAACUUGAGCUGUGUGACUGAGACAUUCAUAUACAUUCAUGGUGAUUGCAAACCAAACAUACAUCGUAUAAAAUGAUUCUUCAGCACACGCAAGCUCUGAACUCAAAGCGGAUUAUUCUUGCGUCGGGCUCGCCGCGGCGCCGCGAGCUGCUCGGAAACAUCGGCCUUAAAUUUGAAGUUCUGGUGUCCUCCUUUGACGAGAAGCUGCCCAAGGACAAGUUCGCAGGCGGCGGCGAGUAUGCGCUGGAAACGGCGAGACACAAGGCGCUGGACGUGGCAGGGCUCGUGUCGGGGCCUGCGGACUUGAUCAUAAGCGCUGACACGGUGGUUGAGGCCAACGGGCUGAUCCUGGAGAAGCCGGAUGACGAGCAACACGCCUUCGCCAUGAUCUCCAGCCUGAGCGGCCGCGAGCACCAAGUGCACACAGGCGUGGUGCUGGUGCUGCCCCAGCAGCCAGACCCCGCCACGGGCUCCCCGCCGCUCAUCCGCUCCUUCGUCACCACCACCCACGUCACAUUCGACACCCUGCCCGAUGAGGCCAUCCGGGCUUACAUCGCAACAGGCGAGCCGUUCGGCAAAGCCGGGUCGUACGGCAUCCAGGGCGCGGCGGGUGCCUUCGUGUCGGGGCUGCGAGGGUGCUACUUCAAUGUGGUUGGCUUCCCGCUACACAGGUUCUGUUCCGAGGUGGAUUCACUCAUCAAGGAGGGCAAGCUGAAGCUGUAGCGGCUGCAGGCGCUGUAGGCGCUGUGCGGCUGGCGUGCUGGGCAUUUGGUUGGCGGAGCGACCGGAGAGCAGUGCUGGUUGAGGAGCAGUGGGGCGCAGGAGCUUUGCGGCUGAGGUGCUGCAUGGCUGGGGCGUAGUGCCAUGGCUGCGCACCACUGCCCCAGGAGGCCCCCGCUGUUUACAGGUUUACAUAGGGCUGCAUGUUUCCCAAUGUCUUGGGGUUGCCAGCUCGGGACCGCCAAUUCGCGAUGGGGCCUGCUGCGGGGCCCCUAGCUGGCUAGUCCACCUGCCCACGCCCCACGCUGGGGCACGCCGGGGCAGCUCCAGGCAGAGUGUGGCGGCAACUCUGAAUCUGGUUCUGAGCUGGUGUGUGAGGCUGUGAGCUGGCUCGUGCGGGUUGGGCUUCACGGCAAUGCAAGGAGCAGGCGAUCCUGCUGAACUUGCAGCCGCAUCCAAGGGGAGGCGUGUCCGUGUGCGAGCUGGCGCGGCUGGGCCGGGCUGUAACCUGGAUGCGUC
Chlamydomonas reinhardtii is the source of this 1289-nucleotide messenger RNA. RefSeq lists its product as uncharacterized. The transcript is spliced from 8 exons. The record is from RefSeq and is a predicted model, not a curated record. Lineage: Eukaryota; Viridiplantae; Chlorophyta; Chlorophyceae; Chlamydomonadales; Chlamydomonadaceae. Gene Ontology annotation, molecular function: nucleoside triphosphate diphosphatase activity. The coding region runs from base 123 to 773 and encodes 216 amino acids.